Messenger RNA from Manihot esculenta (cassava), 744 nucleotides. RefSeq lists its product as uncharacterized. The record is from RefSeq and is a predicted model, not a curated record. The coding region runs from base 1 to 744 and encodes 247 amino acids. NCBI's taxonomy places the organism in Eukaryota, Viridiplantae, Streptophyta, Magnoliopsida, Malpighiales, Euphorbiaceae. The transcript has a single exon.
AUGUCAGCUGCUGUUGGUCCGACCUGCAAUGACAUAAGCCUUCCAAAGGAACAGGAACAAGAACACAACAUACAACAUGUCUCUUCCCUGAAAAAGGGCCAACACACUUCUCCGUCCAAGAAAGCUGUUUUCUUGAGCUUCAACCACCUAAUUGCCGUCGCUGUUAUCACCGUCCUCUCCGCAACUGGCAUGGUAAGUCCUGAAGACUUCGCUUUCGUUGUGUUCUCCUUCAUCUACAUGUACUUCCUUUCCAAAGUUGCAUUCCCCUGUGUCAACCCAUCAAAGGAAUCGUUAGUUUUUGAUCCAAAAAACAAAACUUUACGACUCUACGUGUUUGUUGCUGCUAUAAUUGGCCUGUAUCUCCCCAUAGCUUAUAUCGUUGAAGGAAUCUUUGAGGGUGAUACAGAGGGGAUCAAAGCAGCCGCACCACAUGUCUUCCUCUUAGCGAGUCAAGUCUUCAUGGAAGGAGUGGCAUUUUCUGGCAGCUUUGCAUUACCUAUAAGGGUCUUCGUGCCGGUGUUCUAUAAUUCCAGGAGAAUUUUUACAAUUGUAGACUGGCUGAGGAAUGAGAUCUCCAAGGUUGAACACGACUAUGGAGGAUCUCCACGGAGGCUGCUUAUUGGGAGAGCUCUUGCUGUGGCUAACAUGGCCUUUUGGUGCUUCAAUCUUUUUGGCUUCUUGUUACCAGUUUUUCUUCCAAAAGCCUUCAAGAAGUAUUACUCUGAGCAUAAGAUUAAAGACUAG